Molecule: messenger RNA, 2499 nt
Organism: Erythranthe guttata (spotted monkey flower)
Lineage: Eukaryota; Viridiplantae; Streptophyta; Magnoliopsida; Lamiales; Phrymaceae
Product: proline-rich receptor-like protein kinase PERK3
Biological process (GO): protein phosphorylation
Molecular function (GO): protein kinase activity; ATP binding
Source: RefSeq, a predicted model, not a curated record
GGCGGCUGUAUUUCCCGCGAAAACCCAUUACGAAUAUCCACAGAAUAUCACCUGGAAAUAUACUUGGGAUAUUCCUCAUCUCUUUAUAGUUUAUACAUUCGAAAAGAUUAGGACAACAAUAAUGGUGGGUUUUGAUGACGAGGUAUAAAAGAAAUUACUGGUCUUGAUGUGUAAUUUGACUGGUUAGACCCUCACUAUCAAUCCCAUUUUGCAAUUUUGUCCAUUUCUUGAAAUUGAUUGGAUAUAUUGCCUUUGAGAAAGUGCACUUGCAUUCAAGAAAAGAUAUAUCUUUUUUUUUUACUAUCUGUUGGGAGUUCGGUUUUCUUGAUUUUUAAGCCGUGAAAUAAAGCUAUGGAGAGCAGCAAUAAUAGUUUUAGGGAUAGUAGUGCUCUAAUGCCAUCACGCGUUUUGAUUGUGUUUGAUGCCACUAAAGAUCGCAGUCAUCAUGAGUUUAGUCGUACCGUCACUAAUCUCCGAAUGUGGGGCGGCAUCGUCCAUCCAGGCGAUACAAUUACGUUCGUCGGUGUGCUGCAUAAAGUCUUGCAUCCCAUGGGUUACCAAAUGGGAGUGGCUCCCGAGAAUUUUCUCGGGGCAACACAUAUCCGAGCAUUGGAAGAAGAAGUAUCGAAAAAAGUCGAUAUGUAUUUGGGAAUGCUCCAGCUCAGCGCCGAAGAAUGUGAAGGCGAAGGGGUAGAUAUUGAAGUCAAGAUUAUUGCUGGAACUCCAAUAAGAAAAGUUGUAAUACAAGAAGUCGCAACCUAUAACGCAUCAUGGGUUAUACUCGAUAGGCAUCUGAGAAAGGAAUCGAGGUUCUACCUUAAAAACAUCCCAUGCAAACUCGCGUUAGUCCUCGAUAACUUAUCACUCGAGAUAUUAAGACCUUAUUGUUCUAAAAAGGAAAUCGAUUAUAUAGAAGAUAAGCACUUUUACUCGCUCGCAAAGCGGGUCCCACUGCCACCGGUUAGUGAUAACGAGAACAACGAACAGUCACAGUCAACCAUUACUAUCAGCUACAAUGAGUCAACGACUUCCAUUGAAAGCUCCAAUAUAGCCAAGGAUCUUAUAAGCUUUUCCUCACAAGACGAAUUUGGACAAAACAUUAACCGGGAUAUUAAAUCUUACAUCUCUCCUCCGAUCCUGACGAGGCAACGAAGAAAAGCCGGUCGAUACAAUAAUACAGGCUCCGAUGCACCGAUUCUGUGCAUUGAUUGUGGAUUAAAAACAGAGAUUGAUUCGAUGAGAUAUAGCUAUUCCGAGAUUCAGUUAGCAACGGAUAAUUUCUCGUCAGAUAAUUUACUCGGAGAAGGUGGGUAUGGUUUUGUAUAUAAAGGCAAGCUUAGAAACGGGCAGAAUAUUGCUGCAAAGGUUCAUAAGGAAGAAAGUACACAAGGGUUUUCCGAGUUUCAAUCGGAAGUAUUUGUACUUAGCUUUGCGCGUCAUAAGAACAUCGUUAUGCUUCUUGGUUAUUGUUGCAAGGAGAAUAUUAAUAUCUUGAUUUACGAACGUAUCUGCAAUAAAUCGCUCAACUGGCAUUUAUUCGAAAAUACGAGCUGUGUUAUGGAGUGGCACAGAAGAUAUGCUGUGGCGAUUGGAACUGCAAAAGGGUUGCGUUUUUUGCACGAGGAGUGUAGAGGGAGUCCUAUAGUUCAUCGAGAUAUGCGGCCGAGUAAUAUAUUGCUCACGCACGAUUUUGUCCCUAUGCUGGGGGACUUCGGUCUUGCAAAGUGGAAGACGAACGAGGAUGAAGUACAGUCGAGAAUUCUAGGCACUCUUGGAUAUCUUGCACCGGAGUAUGCAGAAAACGGGAUUGUUUCUGUUCGAACGGAUGUUUACGCAUUUGGCAUUGUUCUGAUACAAUUAAUAUCUGGACGUAAGGCAGUCGAUACUUCUAGCCAAGGCCAAGAAUCAUCUCUCCGGCAGUGGGCGUUACCUCUAAUCGAGGCACUUGCAUUACACGAGCUCGUCGAUUCUCGUCUCGGUGAAUCAUACAACACGUACGAACUGUACAACAUGGUUAGAACAUCGUAUUUAUGUGUCCAAACCGACCCUCAGAGGCGACCAUCCAUGCCAGAGGUGCUGCGAUUUCUCGAGGGAGAAAGCGAUCAUUUUCAACACUUGACGGACCAAUUCAUACCUCACUAUAGUAAGUAAACUUCGUUCGAUAGAAGCAACUACUUUUCGUGUAUGUUACGGUUUUCGGUUUCGAUUUUCAUGUACUAGGUUUAAAAUCCUCUGCAUUCUUGAAAUAAGGGUGUUUGUUUUAUGAUUAUUGAAUAUCUUUUUUUUAAAUAUUAAUUUUUAUGUAUUUAAAUAAAUUAUUAUUGAAAAUGUGAAUAAUAAUACACAUUUGAGACAACAAUGAUGGGCAAGUAAUGAUUGAUCUUAUUGCAAUUGUUGUGUGCCUCUUAGGAUUGUCCCAUGUAAUGUAACAACAGUGUCGACCACAAGUUGAGGCCUUUGUUUCACUACAAUUUAAUUAUUAUAGAUAAGGUUUAUUUA